Molecule: messenger RNA, 4305 nt
Organism: Heterocephalus glaber (naked mole-rat)
Lineage: Eukaryota; Metazoa; Chordata; Mammalia; Rodentia; Bathyergidae
Gene: Ppp2r1b
Product: protein phosphatase 2 scaffold subunit Abeta
Biological process (GO): protein dephosphorylation
Cellular component (GO): cytoplasm; nucleus; protein phosphatase type 2A complex
Molecular function (GO): protein phosphatase regulator activity; protein binding
Source: RefSeq, a predicted model, not a curated record
CCGGGCGCGGGGCAGCAGGCGGCCACUCCCCAGAAGAGGAAGAACAUGGCGGGUGCGGCGGGGCCCGGGAGCGGCCCGGGGUCAGCGGGGCGAGAUGCAGACGAUUCAUUGUAUCCGAUUGCGGUUUUAAUCGACGAGCUCCGCAAUGAGGACGUGCAGCUCCGUCUCAACAGUAUAAAAAAGUUGUCAACAAUUGCUCUAGCACUUGGAGUAGAAAGGACCCGAAUGGAACUGCUGCCAUUCCUUACAGAUACAAUUUAUGAUGAAGAUGAGGUGUUGUUAGCUCUUGCUGAGCAGCUGGGAGAUUUCACUGGCCUGGUGGGAGGUCCAGACUUUGCCCACUGUCUACUGCCUCCUUUGGAAAGUCUGGCAACUGUGGAAGAGACUGUUGUUCGAGACAAGGCUGUGGAGUCCCUGAGGCAGAUCUCUCAGGAGCAUACUCCUGUUGCUCUGGAAGCUCAUUUUGUACCUCUGGUGAAACGCCUGGCGAGUGGGGAUUGGUUUACCUCUCGUACAUCUGCAUGUGGUUUGUUCAGCGUUUGCUAUCCCAGGGCUUCAAAUGUUGUCAAGGCAGAAAUUAGACAGCACUUCCGUUCCCUGUGCUCAGAUGAUACACCAAUGGUACGACGUGCAGCUGCUUCCAAAUUGGGUGAAUUUGCAAAAGUUUUGGAAUUAGACAGUGUGAAAAUUGAAAUUGUUCCUUUGUUCAUUAAUCUAGCUUCAGAUGAACAGGACUCAGUACGCCUGCUAGCUGUGGAAGCUUGUGUCAGUAUUGCCCAGUUGUUGUCUCAGGAUGAUCUUGAGGUCUUGGUAAUGCCUACCCUUCGACACGCAGCUGAAGAUAAAUCUUGGCGAGUUCGCUAUAUGGUAGCUGACAAAUUUUCAGAGCUCCAGAAAGCCGUGGGUCCUAAAAUCACCUUAAAUGACCUCAUCCCCGCCUUUCAGAAUCUGCUUAAAGACUGUGAAGCUGAAGUCCGAGCAGCUGCUGUUCACAAAGUAAAAGAGCUUUGUGAGAACUUGCCUAUUGAAGGUAGAGAGACCAUAAUUAUGAAUCGAAUUUUGCCAUAUAUAAAGGAAUUAGUAUCUGAUACCAACCAGCAUGUCAAAAUAGCUCUAGCUUCUGUAAUUAUGGGAUUAUGUACCAUUUUGGGCAAAGAGAAUACUAUUGAACAUCUUCUACCUCUUUUUUUAGCUCAGUUAAAGGAUGAGUGUCCUGAAGUUCGUUUGAAUAUCAUCUCAAAUUUGGAUUGUGUUAAUGAAGUUAUUGGAAUCCGUCAGCUCUCUCAGUCUCUCCUUCCUGCCAUAGUGGAACUGGCUGAAGACGCCAAGUGGCGGGUGCGGCUAGCUAUCAUUGAGUAUAUGCCACUGCUGGCGGGCCAGCUGGGUAUGGAAUUUUUUGAUGAAAAACUGAAUUCCUUAUGUAUGGCUUGGCUUGUGGACCAUGUGUAUGCCAUCCGAGAAGCUGCCACCAACAACCUCAUGAAAUUAGUUCAGAAGUUUGGUACAGAGUGGGCUCAAACUACCAUAGUUCCAAAAGUGUUGGUGAUGGCAAAUGAUCCUAAUUAUUUGCAUAGAAUGACCACUUUGUUCUGCAUUAAUGCACUGUCUGAAGCCUGUGGUCAGGAAAUAACCGCUAAGCAAAUGCUACCCAUCGUAUUAAAAAUGGCAGGAGACCAAGUAGCAAAUGUUCGUUUCAAUGUGGCUAAAUCUCUUCAAAAAAUUGGGCCUCUUCUUGACACUGAUGCUUUGCAGGGGAAAGUUAAGCCGGUACUGCAAAAGUUAGGUCAAGAUGAAGACAUGGAUGUCAAAUAUUUUGCGCAGGAAGCUAUAAGUGUUCUUGCAUUGGCAUAAUGAGGAACAUGAGGGAGAAGCCUUUACUAAAUUCUUAUCACAGAUUUCUAGUCAAUGUUUUCUUAAAUCGGGUGCAGAGAAAAUGGGAAACCUUCAAGACCGCAUCCAAGCAAAUGGCAACAACUUAAAGUAAAAUUUUACUGACAUGACUCUUUCUAAAGAUGGAGCAGGAUUGUUUUUCUUUACUCGUAUCUGUUGGCAUAAUUAUUUAAGCCAUUCUUAUUGACCAAUUCCUGAUACUUGGUACAGUCAUUUCCUGAUUGUCUCCCUAUGUUUUUCUAGCACCAUCUGGGCUCUUAAAUUCUCACUGUUGUGUCCAGUCAGGUGCCAGCUGCUUAAUAUUCCAGAUAAGCCUGGAUGGUUUGGACUGGUAAAUGAAGUGGAAUGAUUCUCUUACUGUGUACAUAUAUCUGUGUGCCUCUCCAUCAUUGCAAAAUUAAAGGUACAUAGUUUAGAGUAACUUAUUCUAUAAACUCUCUACUUGGGAGAUACAUUGAGAAAUGACUAGUGAAAGCCAUUUUCCUAGAUUAAGAUGGAAUGCGUUAGUAUCUCACAUGAACUGGGAACAUGAAAGCUCAGGAUUAAUGUGUUGGUUACCUUCAUUUUUUUAUUUACUUAGUUGUGCCUCUAAUCAUGUCAUUGAGAAGCCAAAAGUAUGGAUGUAUGUUGCAGCUAGCAUGUUAUGUUGAAAUUUAACACUGUGACUGCCUUCAAAAAUUCUUCUAAGAAACUUUAACUUUCAUUUCUCCUAAUAAGCAGAAGUUUUACUGUUUCAUUAUAAGAUUGCAGUUUUGUCUUUUGUUGUUUUUUUUUUUGGUACCGGGGAUCAAACUCAGGACCCUGAGCUUGCAAGGCAGGCGCCGGAACCAUUGAGCUAAAUCCCCAGCCCCAGUUUUGUCUUUUGAAUGAGUAUAGGAACCACUGGUAUAAUAUUGUGUGGAUUUCCUAGUCUUUACCUGACUCUGCUUCCAGCAGAUUAGCAUUUAUCCUUGCUACCUUAUACAGUAUUUUUCCAAACUUAAGUUUCAUUGCUAAUUUUUUGGUGUGGGUAAUACUAGAAUCUUACUUAAAAUGUUUGAUUUUUGGGGGCUGGGGAUUUAGCUCAGUGGUUCUGCCACCUGCCCGGCAAGCUCAAGGACCUGAGUUCGAUCCUUGGUACCAAAAAAAAAGUUUGAUUUUUACUUUUACUGUAAAAUCUCAUUAAUUUCUUUUGAAAUUUAAGAUACUGGGUUAAGCCAAAGGGUUUGCUGAAGCAAAUUAAUAGUAUGUAAGGAAAACUGAACUACAGUUCCAGUGCUCCUUUUAGAAAGCACCCAUUUACCUGUUGACAUGGCAGUUACCAAUCACUCUUCAGUUGUAUCACACACUGCCUUUGAAGAUGUAUGUCUAAGGGGUUGUAUAUGUUUUUGUUGGUUUGGGGAUGGAGUUUUAAAAUUUUCUUUGCUCCCUAUUGGGAGCCACCUUCCUGCCCUAUUAAGGGGAGACAGCCAUUACUUUCUCAGUCAUGGGCCGUAGAAUCAGAAAGGCCUCUGUCUUUUUCAGUGAUUCUUUAAGGGACUUCAUUAUUUCCUUCUGACUUAAACUAUAGGAAAUCCCUUUUGUUAUUGUUCAGAAGAAUUUUUCUUUGGUUCAUAACUUAACCAUUUUCUCAGGUUUUUUUUUUUGAGACAUGGCCUCACUAUGUUGCUCAGGCUGGUCUCAGACACCUGGACUCCGGUAAAUUUUUCUUUGUAGCCUUUUCAAGUACUGUUCCUGCAAGCAGUGCACCAGCCUGCUUGGCCACUGAUUAUUCUUUUUUUUCCCCUCAGUACUUGUGAUUGAACCCAGGGCCUUAAUGCUGAGCUAGAUUCCCAGCCUUUAUUUUUUUAUUUUGAGGCAGAGUCUCAGUAAGUUGCCCAUGCUGGGGUUGAACUUGCAUUUGUCUUGCCUCAGCCUCCCAAAGUGCUGAGAUUACAGGUGUGCACCAUCAUACCCAGUUCAAUGUUUUUCCUGUCUUGAUUUCACUAAAGUAUAAGCUUCAGGGGUUCUGAGGGCAAGAAUUUUUGUUUUGUUUUGUCUUCUGUAUUAUCAGUGCCUAGUUUGGUGUCAGGAGCUCAAUAAAAAUGUGUUCAAUGAAUUUAUUUCUAAAAUCUGUCAUCUCGUGUUGUAUGCAUGGAACAGUCAUCAAAGGUACCAGACUUAUCUCAGUCUCUCAUUGACACAAAGAUUUUUCUUCUCUUAGGAAACAAACUUUAUGUGGCCCUUCUCCAGUCCCUCAGCUCAGGGAACAAUUCCUUUUGUAUUUGUCCGAUUGUCUCAAACAUACAUUGCUAUUGUUUAUCAUUCUAGACAGUUUAUAUCUAUCUGGCUUAUUAAGAAAGUGAAGCUGGGCCAGGGAUUUAGCUCAGUGGUUCUGGCGCCUGCCUUGAAAGCGCAAGGUCCCGAGUUCGAUCCCCUUUGCCAAAAAAAAAAAAA